AUGUUUUCGACUUUUGCAACACAAGUCACCUUGGCACUUAUUCUAGGUGCUGCCAAUGCCUUUCCAAGCUCCAAUAAAAGCACAAAAUUUGACGCUCGCAUAUCUGUGCAGCCUGGCUACAUAAAUGUGGCUGUCGCAACAUUGUGGACCGACUCAAGCAAGCCACGCGCGAUAGACGAACCGGCCCUGGCAAACCCGGUGCAAAUUGAGAAAUGGCUCAACGAUAUGAACGUGACGGAGUACCGAGAUCUUACCAGUAAUAGCCGGACUCAGACGCAAGCACUGUAUGGCGCUCGUGUGGAUAUUCUCAACUAUGAAAGCGGAUGGUACGAGAUAGCCGUCCCCGGCGAGGCGACGCCAAAGAACAAUUUGGGAUAUCCUGGCUGGGUUCCUGCUUCACAGGUGUCGCUUGACCAGGGCUACGGCAAACUGCAAUCGAGCAAACCAUUUGCAACGAUCAACAAGGCCGCCACCGUUCCGCUCUACCGUGAUCCUAGCUUGACGUCGAAGCUCAUGGAAAUCGUCUACGACACAAGACUCCCAGUCCUAAAGAAGAGAGGAUCAGUCAUCGAAGUCGCAGUACCCGAUGGUGGCUCGGCUUAUUUGUUUGCCCACGAUACUACCAUCUAUAAAUCUGUGUCGGAAAUCCCUUACCCGACGAGCCUUGAUCUGAUCAACACAGCAAAGUUGUUCAUUGGCCUUCCUUAUCUCUGGGGAGGCAUGUCUGGAUUUGCCUUCGACUGCUCGGGUCUCACGCACACAAUUUAUCAUUCGCAUGGCAUUUCCAUUGGUCGUGAUGCUGAUGCGCAAGCUGACUUCACUGGUCAUGGCAUUCAAGUCACCAAGGCAGAUUUGCAACCAGCUGAUCUUAUGUUUUACGCGAGUAAUCUCAGCGAUCCUAACACAAUUUACCACGUUGCGAUGUAUAUUGGGGAAGGAGAAAUGGUGGAGGCAUAUGACGCAGGGACCCCAGUGAGAAUCACAACUGCUCGUUUUGGCGAACAAUAUUGGGGAGCAGAGCGGUUCCUCCAUUGA
This is a messenger RNA of Penicillium vulpinum, 1035 nucleotides long. RefSeq names its product C40 family peptidase. NCBI's taxonomy places the organism in Eukaryota, Fungi, Ascomycota, Eurotiomycetes, Eurotiales, Aspergillaceae. The record is from RefSeq and is a predicted model, not a curated record. The transcript has a single exon. The coding region runs from base 1 to 1035 and encodes 344 amino acids.